This is a messenger RNA of Penicillium robsamsonii, 1812 nucleotides long. RefSeq lists its product as uncharacterized. The coding region runs from base 1 to 1812 and encodes 603 amino acids. Gene Ontology annotation, molecular function: mRNA binding. NCBI's taxonomy places the organism in Eukaryota, Fungi, Ascomycota, Eurotiomycetes, Eurotiales, Aspergillaceae. The record is from RefSeq and is a predicted model, not a curated record. The transcript has a single exon.
AUGAGCGGCAGCUCUAGCCAGUCCACUCGUACGAGUCCCGGGUCUUUUAGAACUACACAGCUCACAGAGUCCGUGUCAUCUGGUUCGCCCCCACAACAGUCACUCCCUUCUUCGCAGGCGUCUUUGACGACUCAGCAUGCGAUGUCGACCGACGUGUAUAAUCCGAAUGCGUCGCAAGCGCCAUCAUCUAUGAACCCUACUUUCUCAUACCCUUUCUCCCCUAUUGGUACAACUGCUUCAUUCGAUAACAACAUGCGCUUGGAUAACGAUCGCAACCUCCAGGGCCUGAAUGGCUUUAAUCGCGGAAACGGAGGCGCGAUUCUCAUGCGCAAACUGCCGCGAAACACGAGUCGCGAAGCAUUGCGCAGCAUGCUUCUUUUCGCCAAAGACUUUGUGGACGCAGACUUUGUGACCCUGGAUCUGCCCGAGGAUGAUGGGUUCUUGACCGCGAUUGCGCGAUUCAUUACUUUGCCGGCCGCCGAAGAGGCCAGAUCCCUCCUCGAUGGCAAGCCGAACUCCAAAAAUGACGCCAACAUGGUCGUCGAGAUGUACCCCGGUCCGAUGGGAGCGAAUCUGUCCAAUACGCGCCGUAACACCAUCGAUCACACCGCAAGUCGUGCGUUAAUGGGUGCCUCGAACGGUCCCCUUGCCCGUCAAUCGUCGCGCUUCAACGGCACUUUCCAAAGCUUAGAGAGGCUCUCCAACGCCAACCCCAACCAGACUAUCGGCGAAGGACUUCCGACCUCUGAAUCAGGCUCGCGUAUGCACAGCCUUUUCUCCCCACAAUCUCCGAUCGGAAAUGGCAUCGAUAACCUCCCACGUAUAACCGGAAAGUCCAUGAUUGAUGAAGACCCGGACGAAGAGACCGGCGAGCUGCUCAAGGAUCCGGUGGGCUACGCAGAGAAUGGCCAUUCUACCAAUGUCUCCUCGGGGCGCCGGGCCACCAACCCCCAAAUCCCGACCAAUCGCUUUGCCAAUAUGUCCCUGUCGAACAACAUGUCCUCACCACCUUUGCAGAACUACCCUGGGGGUGGCCCGCAACGCAUGGGUGGUGGAACACCCGCAUCUGCAUACCCAAACCAAGGUCAUGGUUUCCCAUACAACGCUCAGCACACACCACGCCACAGCCUCCCCGCUGCAAACCCGAAUGACCUGAAUCCUCCUUGCAACACUCUGUACGUGGGCAACUUGCCACCGGAUACUUCCGAGGAGGAACUUAAAGCCCUUUUCUCCAAACAGCGCGGGUACAAGCGACUCUGUUUCCGAAACAAGCAGAACGGACCCAUGUGCUUUGUUGAAUUCGAUGAGGUCGCCAUGGCCAGCAAAGCGCUCAACGAGCUGUACGGCUACAAGCUGUCCAACAGUGUCAAGACUGGCAUCCGUCUCAGCUUCUCAAAGAACCCCUUGGGCGUGCGCUCUGGUCAACCCGGCAGCAUGAACUCGUCCAACUCGGUAUCUGGACAAGGCGCAGUCCCUGGAGGCAGCAGCUUGAGUGGAAUGCACAACAACAUGUUCUCGGCUGUCAACGGCCCCCCUCCCGGGCUGGCAGCACCCCCUGGUCUUGGCAUGCCCAUGCCUGCGCCCCCGAUGCGCAACGGUACCUCUAUGCACACCCCCGUCAAUCCGCAUUCUGGACUGAUGGGCAAUGCCUCAUACAACCCCAACUCGGGCCUGGGAAUCCGAAACGGAGCUAAUUCAAUGAUGAUGUCGCCGCCGCCGCCGCCUCCUUCUAAUUCUGGCGGCAACAACAACGCGGCACCAAACCUGAACGGCUAUAAUUCCUUUUACCCUGACUACAUGAUGGGUCGCUAA